This is a messenger RNA of Spodoptera exigua (beet armyworm), 309 nucleotides long. Lineage: Eukaryota; Metazoa; Arthropoda; Insecta; Lepidoptera; Noctuidae. The record is from the annotation of a GenBank genome assembly.
AUGAGGAAUGUUCAGCCGGAGUUGCGGGUCAAGCACAAUAUGUGCCGCGGACCCAGCCUGAAGCAGGAGAAGGAACGGCAUGACGGGGAUUCUUUUGAUUUCAUCGUUGUGGGCGGUGGAUCAGCAGGAUCAGUUGUAGCUAGCAGACUCUCAGAAAAUGAAGAUGUUAAUUUCCUAUUAAUUGAAGCAGGAGGAUAUCCAGUAUCUGAGGUCGGAAAACGAGCAGACGGAUUACCUGAUGAUAAGCAAUCAGCGCCGCCCAUGGACACUCGCAACGGAGGAGUUAUGAGUGCGUUGCCGACCUUUUAG